This is a messenger RNA of Mesocricetus auratus (golden hamster), 7503 nucleotides long. RefSeq names its product galanin receptor 1 (gene Galr1). Gene Ontology annotation, molecular function: galanin receptor activity. The transcript has 3 exons. The record is from RefSeq and is a predicted model, not a curated record. Gene Ontology annotation, biological process: G protein-coupled receptor signaling pathway; positive regulation of cytosolic calcium ion concentration; negative regulation of adenylate cyclase activity. NCBI's taxonomy places the organism in Eukaryota, Metazoa, Chordata, Mammalia, Rodentia, Cricetidae. Gene Ontology annotation, cellular component: membrane. Bases 169 to 1218 code for a protein of 349 amino acids.
UGCUCUCUUUCUGGUUGCUGGAGGUUCUGGCUGGAGAUACCCGCUCUCGCUGCACUGUGCUGGGGCACCCAGAGAUCCUCGGCUAUCCCUAGAGCCCGCCUUCCCUGCCUGGCACUCCUUCCCAGCUCUCUCAGUUGCAUAGACACCCAAGGGGUGUGCCAGUAAGUGAUGGAACUGGCUACCUUGAACCUCAGCGAGGGGAACGGGAGUGAUCCAGAGCCUUCCGCCGCCGCGGAGUCCAGGCUGCUGUUUGGCAUCGGCGUGGAGAACUUCAUCACGCUGGUGGUGUUUGGCCUGAUAUUCGCGAUGGGCGUGCUGGGGAACAGUUUGGUGAUCACUGUGCUGGCGCGCAGCAAACCCGGCAAGCCGCGCAGCACCACCAACCUGUUCAUCCUCAACCUGAGCAUCGCAGACCUGGCCUACCUGCUCUUUUGCAUUCCCUUCCAGGCCACCGUGUACGCACUGCCCACCUGGGUGCUGGGCGCCUUCAUCUGCAAGUUCAUACACUACUUCUUCACCGUGUCCAUGCUCGUGAGCAUUUUCACCUUGGCAGCGAUGUCUGUGGACCGCUACGUGGCCAUCGUGCACUCGCGGCGCUCCUCCUCCCUCAGGGUGUCCCGCAACGCGCUGCUGGGCGUGGGCUUCAUCUGGGCGCUGUCCAUCGCCAUGGCCUCGCCAGUGGCCUACCACCAGCGCCUCUACCAUCGGGACAGCAAUCAAACCUUCUGCUGGGAGCUUUGGCCCAACCAGCUCCACAAGAAGGCUUAUGUGGUGUGCACUUUCGUCUUUGGCUACCUCCUGCCCUUACUGCUCAUCUGCUUUUGCUAUGCCAAGGUCCUUAACCAUCUGCAUAAAAAGUUGAAGAACAUGUCAAAAAAGUCGGAAGCAUCCAAGAAGAAGACCGCACAAACCAUCCUGGUGGUGGUUGUGGUUUUUGGCAUAUCCUGGCUGCCCCAUCAUGUCGUCCACCUCUGGGCUGAGUUUGGAGCCUUUCCGCUGACUCAAGCUUCCUUCUUCUUCAGGAUCACUGCUCACUGCCUGGCAUACAGCAACUCCUCUGUGAACCCCAUCAUAUAUGCCUUUCUCUCAGAAAACUUCCGGAAGGCAUACAAGCAAGUGUUCAAGUGUCACAUCCACAAAAAGUCGCUCCCCGGUGAUACUAAAGAAAUCAAGAGCCGAAUAGACACCCCACCAUCCACCAACUGCACCCACGUGUGAAGGUUGGUGGGGUGGGGGGGCCUCCCAGCUCCCAUGUGGGUUAGAACGAAGAGAGUACAGGGAACUCUCGUGAAACAUGGCAGCUUGUUCUCCUUGUGGCAAUUCAUACCAUCCUAACUACAUUCCACAGCUGUUAAAGUACUUGAUCGUUUAGAAACCCCUGGGUCCACUGAAGAUUAUUUUCUAGCUUUGUUUCAUUUUAUAAUUAUAUUUCUGAAAGAAAAGAAAGUUCUGUUAUAUAGUUCAUGUCUCUCAAGAAGUGAGAGGCUAGUAGCAUUCUACAGAUGUGUUCAGAUCUCUGUGGAAUAAAGCCAGUUCUGUAAAAACAAUGAAGAGUAUUUGAAAUCUACAUUUUAAAGUCAGCUAAUUUAGGGAAAAACUUUUUUCCUUUAGUUUUGAGAGGAGAGGUAAUAUUCUAGGCCGUAUGUUUUCAAAUGCAAUUGUGAUGCAGAAUAGUGGAUUUUAUUCCAUUGAACCUUCAUAGUCAGGCACAUCUUCUGUGUGGAAGAGGGGUGGCUUUUCAAAGUCAGCUUUUAUGGGUAGCCAGAGGUCUGUCUGGGAACAUGAGGACCACCAAGUUCACCUCAGGAGAUCAGCAGCAGCUCUACUUUGAAACAAUCCUGUGAACAGGGAAGUGUAGGGCAAACUAAGCAAUGUCCAGGAUUCUGCUGGGGACUUCCAAUCUGGCACAAGCACCAGAGCGUGAGUCCUGAGAAAGAAAACUGCGUGCUGUAACUGUAAGAAUGCUCUUGGAAAAUGCAUCAGCUAUGCCUCCCAAGAACCCAUGAGACUAGUCAUCCCAUAACCUCUGUGGGAUUGAAAACUGGACAAAAUUAGACCCUGGGUAAUAUCCAUACAACUUGGAGAAAGCAAGAGAGACAUUUGACUCAGAAUGACUGAAGGUAAAGAACCAUGUGGCUUCUACCCUUCUGCUCUAAGAUAGAGGUGGUGGGCAAGAUUUCAUUUUUAGGUUCCACAAUGCUCACAUGAUCAGGCAGAGGCUUCUUGGGGCCAGUCUUAUCACUUGGGUCCCAGGGCAGCAUGAUUUUCACUUUGAUGCCCAGCACACCCUGUCUGAGGAGACGUGGUGCACAGCAGUGUCAACGUAGUAGUUAACAGGGUCUCCACUGUGGAUCAUCAGUCCAUCCACAAACUUCAUGGACUUGGAUCUCUGUCCUCGUAGCUUCCCAGGCACCACAAUCAUUUCCCUCAAAUAUGAUUCCCGGGGUAAUGUUAAUUUAGAGUUAGAAUCUUUACCACUUAACUCACAAAUGUAAUUUUCAUGACAAUUUCAUAUUUAUUUAUAUUUAACUCACAAAUGUAAUUUUCAUGACAAUUUCAUAUUUAUUUAUAUUUAACUCACAAAUGUAAUUUUCAUGACAAUUUAAUAUUUAUUUAUACUUGCUGUAGGAAAAUGCUGUGAAAAUACUAAAUUGUCCUAUCUCAGAAGAAUAAUGAUUAGAUUCAAGGCUUUGAUAUAUUUUAGGAGGCAGGAAACAAAAGCAACAUGCUUUGCUUUUUUUUUUUAACCAGAAAGGAUGUUGUUUCUGUGCCAAAUCAGGACUUCCUAUGAUGUAUGUAAUUUAGGUUAAAAUACAAAUGUAAUGUAAGUUUUUGGCUUGUUAAAUUUCCUAGCUCAUCCAUUUAUUCUCAUGACUAUCUCCUCGUAAACAGUGUUUACAUUUGCAAAGGCCUAAGUCAUUCUCUGGACGGAAAAAGGAAAACUGUUAAAAUCACGGGGAAUGAUGAGUUUUCAGUGGUUGCCAGGGAAGAACAUGCCUGCUGGUGUAGGUGGAUAUUUUAAAGAGAAUUUUAAGCUCUUUGCAUGAUUUUUUUUGGUCAUUUGUUUGGACUUUAUUUAGUGUUGGAACAGAAGUAUUUUGUCUUGAAACAGAUACCUCACAUGGAUUGUGGAACCGGAAGCUCUCAUUGUAGAUGUCGGCAUGCCUUCUUCAUUCACACUGUCCACAGAGAGGCUUGGUCAAACCCGUGUGUGAGAGAGAUUUUUCUGUGCUGUAAUGAUUCCCUGGUUCUCUCAUGGUCAGAGGCGUUUUUUGAUGCAAGUGUUUAAUGGCAGUGUGGCUAAGGCAGAGCUUGUCUAUAAGGUGUGUUGGUGUGAGUGUUGGCAUCAUGUGUUCAUACACCUAUAGCUGUGCCCUCCCCAGAUAGAAGCAUCUAAAGGUCAGAGCUACAGCAAGAGAAUGAUAACUUGUAACCACAAAGGCCAAAUUUGCUGAAUAUUGAUGCUUCCUGUGGAUCUUAGGCUACUUCCUGCAAAGACAGGAGACUAAGUGGGGUUUUCUGGAAAGUGUCCCCAAGACCUGGGCCAGAUCAGUCAUCCAGAUGGAUAAAGGGAGAGCCCAUCAAUGUGCCAAACGUCUUUCAAUGUAGCUCUUCCAAGAUCAGUUUGGAGGCACACUGGAUGCUGGUGACCCCCUUCCAUCCCACACUGCAUGCUGGUUACAUCCCUUCAAUACCACACUGGAUGAUGACCAUCUGCCUGAUACAACAAGCAUGCAUCCUAUAGCCAGGAGGAAGAGGAAAUGUGUGGGUCUUUGAAGUCGGGUGGCUGAAGAGCUCUCCUUCUUAGGGUGUUUCACAGAAAAUUGAUGUUUUCUCUACAAGCUUUUCAGUUUCAGUGCUAUUAUUCUGUGGGGCCUUUCUUGGGAAUAUUUAAAUAGCAGAAAUGCUUGCUGCUACACACACACACACACACACACACACACACACACACACACACACACACACCCUAUUCUAGUUCCCACUUAGGAGUACAGUCAGCAACAUUCCCGAGAGGUAUUGUAACAGACUUGUUCUGUGCUAUUCUGACCACAUAUGUAUUCAGCAGUGUCAGAGACUGAGGCUCCUUUUUGAAUAUUUUAGGCAAAUUAUUAUUGCUUUUGACUAAAUUGUUCUAUUUACACAUUGGGAGUACAACGAUUUCCUGUCCCCCUCUGUCCAUCUUUUGUACUUUUAUCCUCUUGUCUCAACUUCUUACCUCUCCAGAAAUCCUUACCUAUGGUUUUCACAGUUGUCUCCCCCAGGCAGCAGAGGCUGGAAGAAAGAGAUGGCAGACUGCUGGUUUCAUGAGUCAUGCAGUGCCUGGAGCUGCUUACAAGUCAGCUUUGAACCAGGAUGGGGGGGGCACUGCUUUCCCCUAUCUCUCAGGUGCACAGAGGUCCAGCGGUGAUAGCUUCCCUCUGCUGACUGAUACCCCAGGUCAGAUGCUUCUAUUAGGAGAGGCCCACCUGCCUAAGUACCUGCUUCCUUCCAUUCUGGACUAGAGUCCUUCAGCACUGCCAUGCUUAUAGUAAAACCAUCUUGCAUAGUAAGAACAAUGGGCAUGCGACUGCAUCAUGCUCUUAGCUUUAAGGGUUCGUUACAUGUUUACAUAUCAUAGAGCAUGGAAACUGAAGAAAUGCAUGAAUAGGAAGAUUCCAUGGGGAAACUCAGCUGUCUAGAGUGUGCCGGCUCUCAUCUGUGUGGGUUGCAAAUGUUUCUCAUGUUUUCAAUUUGUAAGUGGCUGUCUAGGGAAGUGAGUCAGAUCCUACUAAAGAGUGGCAUGUUGGGUUUCUUCUUGAUGCCCUGUUAAUAAUCUGUCUAGUUAAUACUUUGUUUAUUGUAGGACCACACACAGCAGGUUGCCAACGGACCUUGUCAUUGAAGCUGAUUGGCUUUCAAAUGGUUGUAUAUGACUUAAGUUAACACCAUAAUUGAAUAUUUUCCCUCUUAAAUGGAAAAGUUGGUUAUAAAGAACUGGUUAAAAGGCUUCCCAUGUGGAUGCAGGCUGCUUCUGUGUGAGACUAGCGUGUUUCAGGUAACAUGUAGUCGAGGUGUUCGGUGGUUCUCUUAUGCACACGUUGUGCCUCUGACUUCUCAGUGUUACAGGCUCAGAAGCUGCUCUGUGGGUCUAAGGUGAUGCUGUCUAUGUGCUGAUGGCAUGGAGAAACACUAGCAGCCCUAGACAUCUGCCCCUGGAUGGCCUUGGUGGCUGGCUGUGUCCUGUCAGUCCUCUUGCUGGUUCCAUGAGCAUCCCAGACUCUUAAGUGCUGUUCUGGGUACAGUGACAGUACUAUGGCCACAUGAGUGAGUGAGGAGAGGGGAAGGGAGUGAGUUUCCCACCGCUACAUGCCCAGUAGAAAUGACUCUGUCGAGAUUUCCUGAAUCCACACGGUGCUGGCUGGGGUUGGUGGGUUGAAUGGUUGCAUGAGAGUCCAUCCUAUUGCUCAGGCUUUUGACAUCACCUUGGGUGGAAAGUCUGAUCUUUUUCUAGAGAACAGACAUCAGGACACUGCAGGCUGUACUAUGUAGCUUUGGAUGCUCAGAGAUGCCAAAGUAUUGAAAAGACUUAGAUUGAAUCUGGUCUUCACCAUGCAUGUUCUCUAGCAUCUUGGAGUAUGGGAGUCAGUGUGAUAACCCCUAGUUGACUGAGCUUUGAGCGCUGUGGGUUUCUUUGAGAUGGUGUCUACAAUAGCACCGCACUUCAAAAGAUUAGACACUAAUUGUUAAAACUGGCUCAUUUGUGUGGCGUCAAAUGCCUGUGGAUCCACGAAGCCUUUUCUAGCUUAGCUUGUUUUGGGUAUUGAAGCUUCCCAGCCACAUGGUGACAGAGGAGGAAGGACUGCCUGACUGCCUGAUUCAGGCUGGCUGUGGGUAACCCUUCCACAUAGUAUAGUCUCAGGGUGGGGCCAGCCUUUCCAGGGACAGUUGACCAUGUGACCACCCGUCAUUGUGUUCUAAGAAGGAAGAACUUUGUUAGUGACUGGAAUCAGUGCCAGUCCUGGACCUUCAGAGGGAACUCAAGGAAUCAGGACCCUGGGAUUACUCAGGAUCUGUGGACUACAAGUACACGGACCCUUGCUGAACUGUUCAGGAAACCCCAGGCGGGUUCCAGGGCUUGCUUCUGGGUUUCUGCACUUCAGGGGAGUUCUCCAUGGGAGGACAGUAGGCAUGAGAUGGUUGGUCAAGCAGCCUCCAGUUACUCUGUCUAGCAGGUGACUUCCAGGCCAGUCAACCGCAGACAUCUGUGAACUAUUCCUCUGGAAAGAGAAGGGCGAACACGAGGCAUGUACUGGUCCUUGUCUGUGUGAAUUUUUCUAUCCUUCCGCACUCACUGCUUCUCAAACGCCCCUGGUGUUGCUUGCCCCUACAGUUUUCUUAGCUUUAGCCAUAGUUCCACACUUGGGUAGACUCUGUCAGUAAGGAGGGAUAGCCAGAGCUUGGCCAUGCUUUUCACAUUCUCGUUGCUUGCUUUGGACUGAGGAUUCUUCUCGGCUCUCUCUCACAGCUAAGUGUGAGAAAUGCAGGAUCUAAUAGCAAACUGUUUCCGUAACAGAUCAAAGGUGGCUCAUCAGUUCUUCCCCACAGUCACAGAACACAAGAGCAGGCCAGACAUGACUGGCAUAACACCCAGGCCUUGAGCAUGCCACACCUCUGAGAACUUAUUCCUGGUGUGUUGUUACUUCUGAGAUGCCCCAACUCAGUGGUGGAGGUGUGCCAGCUGAAUGAGAGCAAUCUCAACUCCCGCAUCAUCAGAGUCUCCCGGGGAAACUCCACUAUGCUCUGGAGAGCCCUGAAUUCCCUGCCCUUCCAGGAUCCAUCUCUAUAGGAACAUUGUAGCUGGUGAUGAGUUUCCAUAGCCCUGUCUUAUUUAUUCUUCCUAGCAUGCCACAAGACAAGAUGGGCUGUAGAUGCCUAUGUCCCAGGGAAUACCUGGUGACCUUGAGGAAUCAGGGUGAUCUUGUUAUUGAACUUGUCACCUUAGGUGUCGCUGGUGAAACAAAGACUCCAGUUACAAACAGCUGAGGUUCAAGAAGGUAGAACUAGGAGGGGCUCUAUCUAAUUAGUAUGGAAGGAAUCACUGUGAACAACAUUGGAAAACAUUGGACAACAUUGGGAAAUCCACCCAGCAUUGGCUAUGAGAGUGUUUCUGUGUUGGAAAGCAAGCAGGUUUUUUCUCUUUUUUUGUUUUUACUUCUAGAGAAUACAGAUGCAGUAAAAGAAAGCAGCUUCCAUGAGCAAGCUCAGUGGCAGGCAGGGACACACAAGCUUCGAGGCUUCUGUGCUCUGGGUCUGUGAUGGGAAGGAACACACCAUUACCAGGACUGCUUCAUCAUGGCCUGUGGUGGGAAGGAGCACACCAUUAUCAGAGCUGACAUGGGAUUUAUUUAUUUAUUUUUUAAUUUAUUUGUUUAAUUUAGAAUCCAUCUUAUUUUACAUAUCAAUCACUAACCCCCCCAUCCACUCCUUAGAGAGGGUGAGACCUUCCAUGGGGGAUCAUCAAAG